Naegleria gruberi is the source of this 584-nucleotide messenger RNA. RefSeq lists its product as uncharacterized. Gene Ontology annotation, molecular function: proton-transporting ATPase activity, rotational mechanism. Gene Ontology annotation, biological process: proton transmembrane transport. The transcript has a single exon. The record is from RefSeq and is a predicted model, not a curated record. Bases 21 to 554 code for a protein of 177 amino acids. Gene Ontology annotation, cellular component: proton-transporting V-type ATPase, V0 domain. NCBI's taxonomy places the organism in Eukaryota, Heterolobosea, Eutetramitea, Acrasida, Naegleriidae.
AACUUUACAUCGUCUUUAACAUGUUGCCAUUACUCGAUUUAACUGCAGGUGAUCCAUUCUGCUCUGCUUCUGCCGCUUUCUUUGGUAUGAUGGGAUGCGCUUCUGCUCUUAUCUUUGCUAACUUGGGUUCUGCCUAUGGUUCUGCUAAGGCUGGUGUUGGUGUUGCUCACUUGGGUAUCAUGGACCACAGACUUGUCAUGAAGGGUAUCGUUCCAGUUAUUAUGGCUGGUAUCUUGGGUAUCUAUGGUUUGAUCGUUUCUAUUAUUAUUGCUGGUUCCAUUAACGUUAAGAGUGGUUACUCAACAUACUCUGGUUAUGCUCACUUGGCUUCUGGUUUGUCUUGUGGUUUGUCCUCAUUGGCUGCUGGUUUGUCUAUUGGUGUUGUCGGUGAUGCUGGUGUUCGUGCUUAUGGUAAACAACAAAAAGUUUUCGUUGGUUUGAUUUUGAUCCUCAUUUUCGGUGAAGCUCUUGGUUUGUAUGGUUUGAUCGUUGCCUUGGUCGUUUCUAUGAUCGGAGGUGGUCCAAAAUGCCCAGCAAUUAAGGAUGCCCAAUAAAUAAUUUUCAGAAAUAAUAAUUUUAAAUAA